AUGAAUUUGUUGUAAGCAUUGGGUUUUGGUCUCCCCAUUCUUUAUCUCUCUCGUCAAUUCUUGUUCUUCCGUCAAUUUAGUGGAGAAGAUCCGUUUAGCAUUAGGUCGCUAAAUUUUCUACACUAAUCGCUUGAAUUUCCAUUACGCUACAACACAAACACUAGCAUGCAAAACACGUGUUGCAUCCUUAUUCAAAAUCCUCACACUCCCCUACUCGCCAUUUUCUUGCUUACAUUAUUACAUCAUCACAUAGAUAAGUGAUAAAGCUGAACAUUUAUCUUAUCAUUCAGAUCGAGUCGAUGGCGAAUCUCCCCCUUCCAUCAAUCUCCAUGAAGAAUAAAGAAUCAAGUAACGCUUCAGAAAGGAUAUUGCAUGCUGAACGCCUUAUUACUCAAUUGAGCAAUCCCAAUCUCCGAGAAAAUGCUCUUUCUGUGCUCUCGAAGAUGACAGAUAUAUUUCAAGAUCUGGCACCAUUGUUGUGGAAUUCUUUUGGCACUAUUGCAACACUUUUACAGGAAAUGGUUUCAAUAUAUCCUGAUCUUUCACCACCAAAUCUAACUUCUGCACAAUCAAAUCGAGUAUGCAAUGCUCUUGCACUACUUCAGUGUGUGGCAGCUCACCCUGAAACAAAGAUGUCAUUCCUCAAAGCUAACAUGCCUCUGUAUGUGUAUCCGUUUCUUCAUACGACAAGCUUGUCAGAACCAUUUGAGCAUUUGAGGCUUGCCAGUCUUGGAGUCAUUGCUGCCUUGGUGAAGGUUAAAACCAAAGAAGUAAUAGGUUUUCUUCUCUCAAGUGAAGUAAUGCCACUCUGCCUUCACAAUAUGGAAAUCGGCAAAGAAUUAUCAAAAACGGUUGCAACUUUUAUAGUUGAGAAAAUUAUUUCGGAAGUUGAAGGUUUGGCUUAUGUUUGUGCUACACCAGAUCGCUAUAAUGCAAUUGGUCGAGCUUUGGACAUUGUGUUGGCAAGUAAUAAUAAGCAACCAUCACCUCGUCUUUUGAAGGUUAUAAUUCCAUGUUAUGAUCGUCUGUCUGGUAAAAGGGUUGGUUGAGACAAAAAAUAAUUCCAACAUUUUAAGUGUUGACUUCAUGUCUUUUCCCUUAAAAUUAAACUUGGUUGUAUUAAAACAAAGCUGGCAAUGCAUUAAGCCAGUUGUUAUCUUUCAAACAUGUUAAGAGAUGUGAAGUUACCUUCGUAUAAGUACUUCUUGUGAAAUAAGUAUAUAUGCAAAUUUGAUUUGGAUCUCA
Molecule: messenger RNA, 1245 nt
Organism: Cicer arietinum (chickpea)
Lineage: Eukaryota; Viridiplantae; Streptophyta; Magnoliopsida; Fabales; Fabaceae
Biological process (GO): mRNA catabolic process
Cellular component (GO): CCR4-NOT complex
Source: RefSeq, a predicted model, not a curated record